AUGAAACCAAAGGUAUCGAUUGCGUCACUACUUCCACUUCUAUCAGCAAUUACGGCGACGAGGUACCAAUUGAACACUCCUGAUUCCGGGAGUGUUUCUAGCGAAUCAAGAGGAUCUUCGGAAGUAGAUAUGUGCGAAGACUACGAUAAUAUAACCCGAUGGACUGCUAAGCAGCUAAAGAUUAAUGACCAUUUAAGGAACUUUCAGGCGACCUUGGGUUCGAUAAUCAGUUCCUUCGAUACGACCAAGUCUAUAGAGAAGUGCUGUUUUUAUAAAAACAACACAGUGGACCUAAUAAUUGAAAACGUCAAUAUCAUUGUUCAAGAAAGUGACUCUGACGAUAACCCAAUUGAACGCAGCAAAGAUCUUUCGACGAAUCUGAAAAAUAUUUUUUCUAAAAUCAAGAAAACUUUCGUAAAGGGCGUUAACGUUUGCUGUGAAAAUUUGCGCGAGGCCAUCCAAAAGGAAAAGGGGGAGGCGGAAGAAAAAGUAAAGAAGAUUUCUAUGGAAUACAAGGAAAAGUACACCGAAAGUUCAAUAAGAAAGGACGGACUUCAGAAAAAAGUAAAACAUCUGGAGGGCCAAAUAGCAGCUGCGAAAUCACGCUUGGAAAAAUUACAAAACGAAGUGGGUAAAAGUAAUGAGAAAACCAAUUGUUGUGAAGAACUAAAACAACAAUUUUCUGUUUUGGAUAGUCAAAUAAGCACAGCCAAAACUGAAGCAGAUAACGAAAUCAAAAACUUGGAUAAUCAACUGAAAGAUAUAAAGGAAAAGCUAUGGAAUCAGGAUAAAAUAACUGAAGCUAUAAAAAAAACCAUAGACGACGGUGGCGAAAUUACUAAAAAUACGAUCGACAAGUCCAAAAACAAUUGUGGCAAUCCGAAUAGUAGUCAGGAUAAGCAAAUUCAAAAAGACGAUUUACCUAAUUUGAAAGCGAAAAUCGAUAGCCUACAGAUGCUGCUCGUAAACCUCACCAAUAAAAUAAGCAACUUGGACAUUCAGGGAUCGUCAAAAAGUUUAAGUGUAACCCUAAAUACAUGCCUGGAAAAUUAUAAAAAACUUUAUACAAUUGAGUCUGAACUUCAGGAAAAGAUACGGCAGCAAAAUCAAACAUGUUCUCAGGCAUCACCAGAAAUGACUAAAAAUGAAAGUUCAACAAGUAAUCAAAGCUGUUCCUCAGAUGAACAGCUGAAGGAACGUAUUAAAGCACUUCAAAAUGAGUCUAAGAUUCUGGAUGACGAACGUCAAAAGUUUCCUUCAUGCUGCCAAAAAAUUGAUAAGCUUCAACUGCAGGCGGAACAACUAACCAAUGUACUUCAGAUCAUGAACAAAACCUACCACGAUCAAAUUCAAGAGAAUACAAAGAAAUUUAAGGCCUUAAAGGAUGCCUUGGAUGAAUUUCUUAACAGACAGGGCGAAGUAAAUCAUCCAAGAAUUACUAAUGCUGCCCAAGAGCAAGUAAAAAAACUUGAAAAAAAGUUAAACAAAGCCAGCAUAAAUUUGGAGGCAUUGAAAGAAACACAAGACGAUUUCGUAAAGCUUAUGGAAAAUGCGAACCAUCUAAAAUAUUCGCCUAAUGAGUUUGCAAAGCUACGAAAGGAUUUCGAAGAGUUCCGAAUCAAAAUUCUCAGACAGCUAAUGGAUUAUGAAAGGAAAAAGCUACCAGAUCCAUCAGCUGCUGCCAGACAGCGCGAGAGUCGACUAAAACAAAUCAAAGAUGACAUGGAUAAAUUGAAAAAUACUAUUCAGCUCCUAGAGGAACUGCACAGGAAGGCCCAAGAUGAACUCGAAAAACGGAAGACGCCAUCAAAGCUUAUGCUUGAUUGCGAGGAAAAGUGCAAGGAAAUGGAGAAAUUUGGCACACUCACAGAUCAAAUAGAAGACGCAAAAAAGCUGCUUAAAACGAAAGCUACUACGACUACGAAAGCAACUCCGAAAGCAACUGCGAAACCAAUUCCGAAACCAACUCAGAAACUUACCAAAAAGGUAGUACCAAAAUAUAAACCCACACGUAAGGUUAGCCGCAAGGAAAAGCCAAAAAGAAAGUGGAGUGGGGUUUUGGUUGGGGGUAUCCAUUUUGAACCCGAACGCCUAAAGCUUCACCGUUGACAGAGGUUCGUGGACCGCAGUAAACGUGACGAAAAUGAAACCAAAGGUAUCGAUUGCGUCACUAUUACUUGUGAUAACUGCAAUUACGGUGGUGAGGAACACACGUGA
Messenger RNA from Drosophila erecta, 2217 nucleotides. Its product is annotated as cingulin. The transcript is spliced from 4 exons. The record is from RefSeq and is a predicted model, not a curated record. NCBI's taxonomy places the organism in Eukaryota, Metazoa, Arthropoda, Insecta, Diptera, Drosophilidae.